Haliotis rubra (blacklip abalone) is the source of this 2157-nucleotide messenger RNA. RefSeq lists its product as uncharacterized. NCBI's taxonomy places the organism in Eukaryota, Metazoa, Mollusca, Gastropoda, Lepetellida, Haliotidae. The transcript has 5 exons. The coding region runs from base 37 to 1053 and encodes 338 amino acids. The record is from RefSeq and is a predicted model, not a curated record.
CACCUGUAAUGGCGACGACAAGACGUGCUGUACAACAUGGGGAUAAAUAUUGACGUGUGGCGUGCGCGUAUUGGGUGUUUCACACAGCCCAAAGGGACUAAACGUGAGUUAAUACAUGGUAUCAAACUAUGUGGGGGUUUAUUAUCUCGACAACUGCACAUUUUGUUAAUUGCGGCACUUCUUCUCUUACUGAGUGGUAAUGUGGAACGUAACCCGGGCCCGAGGACCACGCGUCAGAGUCAGCUGGCUGUGUCCGCUUCAGGUGUGAGACACACAGGUGUGCAAGGUAACAGCGACCAUGGAGAUAUUCUACGAGGUAUAGAAGAGCAAUUAAAAUCCUUGAACACGAGGUUUACUAAUUUCGAAACAUCAUUACAAACAAUCCGUGACGAGCAGAGCGACAUGUGGCGAGAGAUGGACAAACUCACAGACGCAAACGCGGCGCAAUCACAGAAGGUAGAGCAGCUCGAAUCCCAGUCGAGGAGAGAAAAUCUGCUUUUCUUCGGUAUACCAGAUGAUGGGGGAAAGGAAAACUCGAAUGACUCUGAAGAAAAGGUGAGAGACUUUCUGAAAACUAAACUUGAAGUAGAGUCAAGCCGUGCUGAUUGUAUACCCAUUGAACGUGCUCACCGCCUACCCACCAAGAGACACCCACGGCCCAUAAUUGUGAAAUUCUCUGCUUUUAAAGAUAGAGAAUAUGUCAGUAAAAUAGCCAAGGAAAAACUUAGUGGUAACAGAGAGGUUCGGGUAUCCCCCGACUUCACCCAGGCCGUAAGGAACACACGGAGACAACUGGGGAAGCUUCUGCAAACAUACAGAGAAAAGGGGGAAGAUUGUUAUAUAUCUUAUGACAAACUCGUGGUUAAUAACACGGUCUACACAUAUGACUGGGAUAAGGACUCAUUGCGUGAGGUGGGAAGACGGCGGAUCCCCCCAGCGAGCCGUGCUUCACCCACUCCCUCUAGGGCACGGGACCGGUCUGGCACGCGACGAGAGUCGCCGGGCCAGUAUAGCAGACGACGAGACUCUUUGGACAACUCACAGCAUAGUUAGCGAGGUGGCCGAGGCCGGGCAUCAGCAGCCCGUACGAAGCUAAGUACACAUUUCAUUAUAGAUGGAAAACUCAAUAAGACAAUAUCAACAAUUAAUGGCAAUGAUAACGAUAACAACGGUGAAAAAAGUAAUUAUAAUACAUUUCUAUGUUGGAACGUAAAUGGCCUUAAUUCUAAAUUAAGUCAAUUGGCUAACCUCACAGGGUUAUGUCAACAAUUUAAUGUCAUCGCUUUCGUGGAGACGUGGGCAAAGAACCCAGUAGAUUUUGCUACUCUGUUUCCAGGAUAUAUCUCCUACCAGUGUGUGCGAGAACGCAUCCACUCUGUCGGACGAUUCAGUGGCGGUAUCGCUGUGUAUGUGAGACAGUCCAUCGCAUCAAGAUUCACCCGUAUACACGGCGAGUGGUCAGACUGUAUAUUUUUCAGAAGCGACAUUAUGAACGACCUCGCCAAUAAACCCACGAUAUUUGGCAAUCACUCCGAGCAUGCGCGUGCAGAGGUACACAACAUUGAGACAGAGCUGUGGGACGCUAGCCGUAAGGUUACGUGGACAGUCCACGCUGGAAAUGUAAACACUGACCUCUCAUUAUCGUCAUCAUCAUCAGCAUCAUCAUCAGUAGGAGCAGCAGCACUCCGCCAGAGACAUGACGCACUUCCGGAUGGAACAAUCAUGUUCAGUCGUUACUGGCUUGGAGCUCGGCUUGAUUCUCCACAUCGCCCUUCCUCAGCGUCCGCAUAAAUAGCAGGGGAAUGUACACAGUUUACUGCAAAUGACGACUGUCUGAACGGUGCAACAAAGAACAGCUGUCCCGUAUAUAUGUUAACAGUUAAAUGGAACUGAACAACGGCGUGUGACGGAAUACAUACGUGAACAGUUAUCCAACGGUACAAGGAACAACAGGAUGAAGGUUAAUUUUGCUGAUAUCCAUUUAGUCCUCAGCGUGAUCGGUGCAUUAUGGGUACUUGUCGGUGACAUCAAGUGACAUGUGUGCAAGGGGUAUUCAUAUGGAAUAAGCAGAAACAGAUGCGAUGGAGUGUUUCUGGACCAGAUGCGGAGAACUUGCAGUGGGAUGAGUUGGGUCAGAAGGAACCUGUGCAGAGGUUU